GCCACGUUCAGCACCACGGAGAUGGCGCUGGCGCUGAACCGCUACCUGUGCCUGGCGGUGCUGCCGCUCAUGACCAAGUGUGCGCCGCUCUUUGCGGGGACCGAGCACCGCGCCAUCAUGGUGGACUCCAUGCUUCACACGGUGUACCGCCUGUCCCGCGGCCGCUCGCUCACCAAGGCUCAGCGCGACGUCAUCGAGGACUGCCUCAUGGCGCUCUGCAGGUACAUUCGCCCGUCCAUGCUGCAGCACCUGCUGCGGCGCUUGGUGUUCGACGUGCCCAUCCUUAACGAGUUCGCCAAGAUGCCGCUCAAGCUCCUCACCAACCACUAUGAGCGUUGUUGGAAGUACUACUGCCUCCCCACAGGCUGGGCCAACUUUGGGGUCACCUCGGAGGAAGAGCUGCACCUCACACGGAAACUCUUCUGGGGCAUCUUUGAUUCUCUGGCCCAUAAGAAGUAUGACCCGGAGCUGUACCGCAUGGCCAUGCCUUGUCUGUGUGCCAUCGCCGGGGCCCUGCCCCCUGACUACGUGGAUGCCUCCUAUUCAUCUAAGGCGGAGAAAAAGGCCACGGUGGAUGCUGAAGGCAAUUUUGACCCCCGGCCUGUGGAGACCCUCAAUGUGAUCAUUCCAGAGAAGCUCGACUCCUUCAUCAACAAGUUUGCGGAGUACACACAUGAGAAGUGGGCCUUCGACAAGAUCCAGAACAACUGGUCGUACGGAGAGAACAUCGAUGAGGAGCUGAAGACCCACCCCAUGCUGAGGCCCUACAAGACCUUUUCAGAGAAGGACAAAGAGAUUUACCGCUGGCCUAUCAAAGAGUCCUUGAAGGCCAUGAUUGCCUGGGAAUGGACGAUAGAGAAGGCCAGGGAGGGUGAGGAAGAGAAGACGGAGAAGAAAAAAACACGGAAGAUAUCACAAAGCGCCCAGACCUACGACCCGCGAGAGGGCUACAACCCCCAGCCCCCUGAUCUUAGCGGAGUUACCCUGUCCCGGGAGCUGCAGGCCAUGGCAGAACAACUGGCAGAAAAUUAUCACAACACGUGGGGGCGGAAGAAGAAGCAGGAGCUGGAGGCCAAGGGCGGGGGGACCCACCCGCUGCUGGUCCCCUACGACACACUCACGGCCAAGGAGAAGGCUCGAGAUCGAGAGAAGGCCCAAGAGCUGCUGAAAUUCCUGCAGACGAACGGCUACGCGGUCACCAGAGGCCUUAAGGACAUGGAGCUGGACUCGUCUUCCAUUGAGAAGCGGUUUGCCUUUGGCUUCCUGCAGCAGUUGCUUCGUUGGAUGGACAUUUCCCAGGAGUUCAUCGCCCACCUGGAGGCUGUGGUCAGCAGCGGACGUGUGGAAAAGUCCCCACAUGAACAGGAGAUUAAAUUCUUCGCCAAGAUCCUGCUUCCCUUGAUCAAUCAGUACUUCACCAACCACUGCCUCUACUUCCUCUCCACACCAGCCAAAGUGCUGGGCAGCGGUGGCCACGCCUCCAACAAGGAGAAGGAGAUGAUCACCAGCCUCUUCUGCAAACUUGCCGCUCUUGUCCGCCACCGAGUCUCUCUCUUUGGGACGGAUGCCCCGGCUGUGGUCAACUGUCUUCACAUCCUGGCCCGCUCCCUGGAUGCCAGGACGGUGAUGAAGUCGGGCCCGGAGAUCGUGAAGGCUGGCCUCCGCUCCUUCUUCGAGAGCGCCUCGGAAGACAUCGAGAAGAUGGUGGAGAACCUGCGGCUGGGCAAGGUGUCGCAGGCGCGCACGCAGGUGAAGGGCGUGGGCCAGAACCUCACCUACACCACCGUGGCGCUGCUGCCAGUGCUCACCACGCUCUUCCAGCACAUCGCCCAGCACCAGUUCGGAGACGACGUCAUCCUGGACGACGUCCAGGUCUCUUGCUACCGAACGCUGUGCAGCAUCUACUCUCUGGGAACCACCAAGAGCACUUAUGUGGAAAAGCUGCGGCCAGCCCUCGGGGAGUGCCUGGCCCGUCUGGCAGCGGCCAUGCCGGUGGCGUUCCUGGAGCCGCAGCUGAACGAGUACAACGCCUGCUCCGUGUACACCACCAAGUCUCCCCGCGAGCGGGCCAUCCUGGGGCUCCCCAACAGCGUGGAAGAGAUGUGCCCCGACAUCCCAGUGCUGGAGCGGCUCAUGGCUGAAAUUGGGGGGCUGGCCGAGUCAGGAGCCCGCUACACGGAGAUGCCUCACGUCAUCGAGAUCACACUGCCCAUGCUGUGCAGUUACCUGCCCCGCUGGUGGGAGCGUGGGCCUGAGAUGCCCCCGCCCGCCCUGCCUGCCGGAGCGCCCCCGCCCUGCACCGCCGUCACCUCUGACCACCUCAACUCCCUGUUGGGAAAUAUCCUUCGGAUCAUCGUCAACAACCUGGGCAUCGACGAGGCCUCAUGGAUGAAGCGGCUUGCAGUGUUCGCCCAGCCCAUCGUGAGCCGCGCGCGGCCGGAGCUCCUGCGCUCCCACUUCAUCCCCACCAUCGGGCGGCUGCGCAAGCGCGCGGGGAAGGUGGUGGCCGAGGAGGAGCAGCUGCGCCUGGAGGCCAAGGCGGAGGCCGAGGAGGGCGAGCUGCUGGUGCGCGACGAGUUCUCCGUGCUCUGCCGCGACCUGUACGCGCUGUAUCCGCUGCUCAUCCGCUACGUGGACAACAACAGGGCACACUGGCUGACGGAGCCCGAUCCCAGCGCUGAGGAGCUCUUCAGGAUGGUGGGCGAGAUCUUCAUCUACUGGUCCAAGUCCCACAACUUCAAGCGUGAGGAGCAGAACUUUGUGGUCCAGAAUGAGAUCAACAACAUGUCCUUCCUGACGGCUGACAACAAGAGCAAGAUGGCCAAGUCCGGUGGCUCGGACCAGGAACGUACCAAGAAGAAGCGCCGAGGAGACCGCUACUCUGUGCAGACAUCACUGAUUGUCGCAACGCUGAAAAAGAUGCUGCCCAUUGGCCUGAACAUGUGUGCACCCACUGACCAGGACCUCAUCACACUGGCCAAGACCCGCUAUGCCCUGAAAGACACAGAUGAAGAGGUGCGGGAAUUUCUGCAAAACAACCUUCACCUUCAGGGAAAGGUCGAGGGCUCCCCGUCUCUGCGCUGGCAGAUGGCCCUGUACCGGGGCCUCCCGGGCCGCGAGGAGGACGCCGACGACCCCGAGAAAAUCGUGCGCAGAGUCCAGGAAGUGUCUGCGGUGCUCUACCACCUGGACCAGAUCGAGCACCCUUACAAGUCCAAGAAGGCUGUGUGGCACAAGCUUUUGUCCAAGCAGCGCCGGCGGGCAGUCGUGGCCUGUUUCCGCAUGACGCCCCUGUACAACCUGCCCACGCACCGGGCCUGUAACAUGUUUCUGGAGAGCUAUAAGGCUGCUUGGAUCCUGACUGAAGACCACAGUUUUGAGGACCGCAUGAUAGAUGACCUUUCAAAAGCUGGAGAGCAGGAGGAAGAAGAAGAAGAAGUGGAGGAAAAGAAACCAGACCCCCUGCACCAACUGGUUCUGCACUUCAGCCGCACUGCCCUAACUGAAAAGAGCAAACUGGAUGAGGAUUACUUGUACAUGGCAUAUGCUGACAUCAUGGCGAAGAGUUGCCACCUGGAGGAGGGAGGGGAGAACAGCGAAGGUGAGGAAGAGGAAGCUGAGGCUUCCUUUGAGGAGAAAGAGAUGGAGAAGCAGAGGCUCCUGUACCAGCAGGCACGGCUGCACAACCGGGGGGCGGCAGAGAUGGUGCUUCAGAUGAUCAGCGCCUGCAAAGGAGAGACAGGUGCCAUGGUAUCCUCCACCCUGAAGCUGGGCAUCUCCAUCCUCAAUGGAGGCAAUGCUGAGGUGCAGCAGAAAAUGCUGGAUUAUCUGAAGGACAAGAAAGAGGUCGGCUUCUUCCAGAGUAUCCAGGCACUGAUGCAAACAUGCAGUGUCCUGGAUCUCAACGCCUUCGAGAGACAGAACAAGGCAGAGGGGCUGGGCAUGGUGAACGAAGAUGGAACUGGAGAGAAGGUCAUGGCAGAUGAUGAAUUCACACAAGAUUUGUUCCGGUUCCUGCAGUUGCUCUGCGAGGGGCACAAUAACGAUUUCCAAAACUACCUAAGGACACAGACUGGAAACACAACCACUAUUAACAUCAUCAUCUGCACUGUGGACUACCUCCUGCGCCUGCAGGAGUCCAUCAGCGACUUCUACUGGUACUACUCGGGCAAGGAUGUCAUCGAAGAGCAAGGCAAGAGGAACUUCUCGAAAGCCAUGUCGGUGGCUAAGCAGGUGUUCAACAGUCUCACCGAGUACAUCCAGGGCCCGUGCACCGGGAACCAGCAGAGCCUGGCGCACAGCCGCCUGUGGGACGCCGUGGUGGGAUUCCUGCACGUGUUCGCUCACAUGAUGAUGAAGCUGGCUCAGGACUCGAGCCAGAUUGAGCUGCUGAAGGAGCUGCUGGAUCUGCAGAAGGACAUGGUGGUGAUGUUGCUGUCACUGCUAGAAGGGAACGUGGUGAAUGGCAUGAUCGCCCGGCAGAUGGUGGACAUGCUCGUGGAGUCCUCGUCCAACGUAGAGAUGAUCCUCAAGUUCUUUGACAUGUUCCUGAAGCUCAAGGACAUCGUGGGCUCCGAGGCCUUCCAGGACUACGUCACAGAUCCCCGCGGUCUCAUCUCCAAGAAAGACUUCCAGAAGGUACAGUGGUCCACACCUGUAAUCCCAGCA
Carlito syrichta (Philippine tarsier) is the source of this 4668-nucleotide messenger RNA. RefSeq names its product ryanodine receptor 1-like. The transcript has 41 exons. The record is from RefSeq and is a predicted model, not a curated record. Gene Ontology annotation, cellular component: Z disc; calcium channel complex; sarcolemma. The annotation marks the transcript as partial. Gene Ontology annotation, molecular function: ryanodine-sensitive calcium-release channel activity. NCBI's taxonomy places the organism in Eukaryota, Metazoa, Chordata, Mammalia, Primates, Tarsiidae. Gene Ontology annotation, biological process: calcium ion transport.